Messenger RNA from Dermacentor andersoni, 381 nucleotides. NCBI's taxonomy places the organism in Eukaryota, Metazoa, Arthropoda, Arachnida, Ixodida, Ixodidae. The record is from RefSeq and is a predicted model, not a curated record.
GUUGCCAUGGCGUUCGGGCUCCUGCGAUGGCUUUUCGCCGCCGUGGUCGCUGCGCUGCGGUUCGCGUUGCGCGGCGCCCGCAGCGACCCCUUCAACGUGGCAGCCGAAGGCCAGCUGUCGGCGUCCACUGAGGAGCCCGACGUCGAGGAUCUAAAAAGACUCAACAGGCACCACAAGCGAGCCCUGCACUACCUGCGAUAUGCCAUCGCCUACGAUGAGGAGAAUGGCGAUCUCAAGGAACUGGCCAUCGGGCUCUACCGGAACGGUAGUGAGCAGCUCCAGAAGGGUAUUGCUAUUGACUUCUCCCAAGGACAAGCCACAAGAACUUUUGCUAUUGUGAUUGCAGCAUCCAGUUCUGGGUUGGGUGCCCCACUGUACUAA